UUUGUAACUGGGUACCAUAACUAUUACAUACCUGGUUCCUCCCCAACACUGCUGCUGAUAACCACUUGUGUACAUUAGACUUUGAUCAGUGUCAUACAGAUUGUGUCAUGUUUUUGCCCACUACUGUUGACUGACACACAACCAGCACCUGCUGCUUUAACUGGAAUUACAGCCACAUCUGAGGAUUAAGAAACAGCUUUCUGUUGGUAUGUCCUCCACUACCACCAUGUCAACGUCUGUACAGGUGGAGCCGGUCAUGGAGAGGGCUUAUGGAGGGGUUGGCCGCUGCAAGUGCUCGUUUUGGUUCGCAGUGGCUCAUGACAUCCUUGGUGUAUUCAUCAUGAUGGUGGGGGUAUUUGGAGGGCUAGUUAUUCAUGACUUGUUCAUCUAUGCCGGGGCCAUCGUUAUCUUCCUCAGUCUGAUCUGGUGGGUGUUCUGGUACUCUGGGAACAUUGACGUCCCUCCUGAAGAGCUGGAAGACGACGUGGGCAUGAUGAAACUGAAGAACCGUGGACUGAGUAAGGUCGUGAGGCAGGUGUCAGACCGCAUUUCGAGUGGGAUCAGGGACUCUUUCAGAAAGUCCAGCAGGUCCAACACCAGACGUUCAACCAGUGGACAGCAGCUGCGCACAGACGUGCACCUUUCCACCAUCUUUGACAACACCAUUACCUCUUCUUCCACCUCAUCGAAAGAACUAGUGAGAGAGACACUGUCAAUAUAA
Molecule: messenger RNA, 721 nt
Organism: Sphaeramia orbicularis (orbiculate cardinalfish)
Lineage: Eukaryota; Metazoa; Chordata; Actinopteri; Kurtiformes; Apogonidae
Product: transmembrane protein 238-like
Exons: 1
Coding region: 209-721 (170 amino acids)
Source: RefSeq, a predicted model, not a curated record